Molecule: messenger RNA, 2968 nt
Organism: Heteronotia binoei (common prickly gecko)
Lineage: Eukaryota; Metazoa; Chordata; Lepidosauria; Squamata; Gekkonidae
Product: acetylcholinesterase-like
Exons: 2
Coding region: 105-992 (295 amino acids)
Biological process (GO): acetylcholine catabolic process; choline metabolic process
Cellular component (GO): plasma membrane
Molecular function (GO): acetylcholinesterase activity
Source: RefSeq, a predicted model, not a curated record
CUCUAUUUGACCGUGCUGUGCUACAGAGUGGGACAGCCAUUGCACCAUGGGCUUGGGUGAGUCCUGAGGAGGCAAAAAGGAGAGCUUUGGUAUUGGCCAAGCUGAUGGGCUGUACAGAUGGUGAGGACAGUGUCAUAGUAAGUUGCUUGCAGGGAAAGAAAAUGGAAGAAUUUCCAAUAUGUGCAUUGCUUGUGGUGGAUCCAAAGGUUGUUCUGAACUUUCCCUUCAUACCAACAACAGAUGGAGAUUUCCUUCCUGAUGACCCACAGAAACUUGUGGAGUCUGGGCACUUUCAGUCUAAACCUAUUAUGAUUGGUACCACCUCUGACGAAGGGUCCUUGUUUGUCUUCUUUGCAUUCAAUGAAAGCCUUUUGACCUGGAAGCAGCUCUUGGAAGGGCUUAACAUAAGCAUACACAAUGCAACUGAAGACUUCAUCCAAUCCAUUUCUCUGAGGUACAGAGAAGCAGAACCAGAAGGCCCAGCACACUAUCGUUCUGCCUUGGCCCACGCCUGGGGUGAUUACUUCUUUGUAUGUUCAGCAAAUGAAAUUGCCACAGAGACUGCAAAGAGUGGAAUCCCUGUGUAUGCUUACACUUUCACCCAUCGCAGCAAUGACUCCAUCUGGCCUGAAUGGAUAGGGUCAACCCAUGGGUCUGAGGUCCCAUACCUUUUGGGAACUCUGACCUUAUUACUGGGAUCCAAUGUAACUCACACAGAGGCAGAGUUAGAGCUAAUCCCCCGAGUGAUGCGAUACUGGGCAGAGUUUGCCAGAAGCGGCAAUCCCACCCCUUCAGAUGUCAGUGAGACAAAAUGGCCACUCUACAACCCUGCAGAGCAGAACUUCUUUCACAUCAGCACAGAGCCACCUCAAGUCAUGAAGCCCUCACCUGCUCGGCUCUGCAGGUUUUGGAAGGAGCUCCUACCAGAGGCAUCAAGGCCAAGUGAGUUGUGGCUCAGAAAGAAGGAGGAGCAGCCCAAAUCCACUCUCUGAGCUAGACAUUCCUCCAUAACUUGUGUUUGGUUGGAAUUUUGGUCACCCUAGAUGGCAACACAUUGCUAAGGCUAUUCUGGGACUAGUUAGGAUAGCAACUGAGCCUCUCUGUUUGGAUUCCUGCACCAAAAUUUGGCAGCACCAGCAGCAUGUCAGUGUGGAAAAAUUAAUUAGAAUGGUCCUUUGGGAAAUAAAAGAUAUGCUGUAGUCAGUAUUAAGAUUCCAUAAUUCCUUGUGCCUGUUUCUUGACCUUUUUAUUACUUUUGUGCCUAUGUGACCACAAGCACCAUACCUCCCAGCAGGGAGUAAGCAUAUAAACAAUCAGUGGAUGUGUAUCUAGAUAUAUCUCUUUGAAAUCAAGACCCCAGACCCUAAAGAUAACAUUUUGCUGCUUAGAUCCCCGGCAAUAAAAUGUGAAUAGCCCUCCUUUCCUUCCUAAAAUGUAAGAAUGUAUGUUAUCCUGUUAUCUGUAUGUAUCCUGUUAUCUGCAUUCGUACAUCAAUGACAUCUCAAAACAUCUGACGAUGGGAACAUCUCCUUCGCAAAGAAUGUAUUGUGAGAGGUGCUAAAUGUAAUUAAGUCGUAAUCGAAUGGUGUGACUUGUUUGUUCUUUGCCUAUAAAGACUGUACAAAAUUUCUGUUAGAGGUCCCACUCUGAACAGGACAGCAGAGAGUUUGUGCUCGCUGACAGUAACGAGUGGCACCUCAAGAAUUCUUGAUCUUAUGUUUGCAUGUCUUUGCUUUAUUUCAGGGUUUGUUUCUUUUCUGUGUUAUUGGGGAACUUAGAUAAGUAUUAAGUGAAGUUAUUGUUUUACUUAGGACCAGCGCCAGCCCUGGCUGCUGGUCCAAAGUGUACUAGCUGAUAUUAUAGAAGGUUAUAUUUAGGAAUAAACUGUUACUUUGUUAAGAUAGCUUUGAGUCUUUUCUUUAAGUUCAGCCAGCACCAUCCUUUGAAACAGCCUUUGGUGAGUAGGGCUAAAACAGUAUGAACCCCUUAUAUACUGCACCAUCCCCUUUCCUGGUUGGAAAGCACAUACCAGAGCAAUAAAAUUUCGUCCAACAGUCAGAGGAAGGUGCAGGACUAGUCUCCAUUCUCUUUGCCAUACAUCUCCACACAGGCACCAUUCCCCCAGUGAGGCUACAGCUCUUACAGGUAGGGCUCAUGGGUUUCCACUUGUGAUAGCCUCCCACAGUGGUCCUACAUGAUUUUUAAAAACAUUUAUUAUUCUAGACUGCCUUUCUCCCCAGUGGAGACCCAAAGUGACUUAGGCAGUUUUCUCCUCCAUUUUAUCCUCACAACAAACCUAUGGGGUGGGUUAGGCUCAGGAUGUGAGAUUAACCCAAGGCCAUCCUGCAAGCUUCCAUGGCAGAGUGGGUAUUAGAACCUCAGACUCCUAGGUCCUUGGGGUUAGGUCUAUUUAGAAAAAAACAUAUUUUCCUGUGAUAAGACAGCACAGAAGACUAAUUAGCUACACUCUGAUGUCCAUCAGUAGUACACACUAGAGUGGCUGACUUUGGGUUUUCAGUGCCAUAAGAUUAGCUUCAAAAAUCUCCCAAUGACUCUAGUCAUUUUGGGAAUGUAGACAGCUUUCAAAUCUCAUUCACAUGCUAGGUAUGAGAAUGUCAGAAUUCUUGCACAAUAGCAGUGUUUUGUUCCCUCACAAAGCAUGUUCGGCUACAGUCCAGGCUCAGACCUUUUCAGUAGCUGCCUCUGGAACACACAGCCUUUCAGCUCCCAUCUUCCUUGCUUUCUUCACAGAGAGCUGUUUCAGAGAGGUUUUGCGGCAGCCAGCACCUAGGCAACGGGAGAAAACCCUGUCAAUAGGGAGGUGUAAGGUGCUUUGAGAUCAGUUUUUAUAAAUGUUGUCUUAAUGUUUGUUCUAUCAAAUUGUUGUUAUACUACUGUUACCAAUUUGAGACCUCAGAUGCUCAUCAGAAAAGUAUAAAAAUAUCUUAAAUAAAAAUCUAGUGCCUCA